Messenger RNA from Myzus persicae (green peach aphid), 1485 nucleotides. RefSeq lists its product as uncharacterized. Bases 589 to 1485 code for a protein of 298 amino acids. The transcript is spliced from 2 exons. The record is from RefSeq and is a predicted model, not a curated record. NCBI's taxonomy places the organism in Eukaryota, Metazoa, Arthropoda, Insecta, Hemiptera, Aphididae.
AAUGCUUACGUCACAGUACAAGGCUGGGAGGAGGGUGGGUGCGCGAUUAGUCUAAAAACCGGUAAAUUGCUGACAUACCUAUUUAAUUUAUCAUGGAUUGUAACAUGUUUGCCAUCGAUAGCACCUAAACAAUUGGGGAAGUUCCAGCAAGUCCAAAACUCUGAUGCGAUUUCUUUCCACUUUUGUUCAGUUGGAACAGGCAUAACUUCUGGCAUAACAAUUUCGAUAAUUGCAUAACAUACUUCUAUGAUGAUUUGGUAUACAGUAGAAAGACCUAAUGCCUAGUUUACACGCUGCGUAGUACUUGUCAUUAGUACUUGUCACUCGCACUCGCACCUUGUGUGUAAACAUUAAAAAUAGUGCUUAGUAUUAGUAAAACCGAGAGUGCGAGUGAAUAGAACCCAGUUCUAUUUACUAAUGACAAGUAGCUACCCCCUCCACGACUCUACUCUACUCGCGGUUGCACUCGCAACGUGUGAUCGCAUGAUGAUAGUAUUAGUGCUUAGUUGAAGUGAUAAGAGAAUAUUGGUUUUAUCACGUACCGUCCAAUUUUUGUUAGUUUAUUAAGUUUUUAACGUAGAAUUUAAAAUGUCAGAAAAGUGGAAUGCAGAAACAACUAUCAAAUUUCUUCAAGAGUUUAAGCAAUAUGAAUGCCUCUGGAAUCCUAAACAUGUAUCUUACAAAAAUAAACACAUGCGGGAAGCAUGUUUUCAAAAAAUUGUGGACGGAAUGGCUAUACCCGGUUUUAAAGUAGCUGAUGUAAAAUCUAAAAUGCGAAAUUUAAAAUCUAUCUACUACCAAGAAAAGAAAAAAAAAGAUAAAUCGAAAGCAUCUGGAAGCAGUACAGACAAUGUUUAUGUACCAAACAUAAAAUGGUUUGUUGAAAUGAAAGCACUCUUAAAGGAUGCAGAUGAAAGAAGGAACACUUUUGACAAUAUCAUAACCAAUUUUCCAAGUUUUGAAAAUGCAACUGUAGCCACUGAAUAUCACAACACUAUACCACCAAACACCCAAGACACUGAAGAAAUAUCACUUCAAGAGUCUGAAGAGAUUGACACCUCAUUUUCACAUUCAACACCAAUAUUAAAAGCUAAUACAGAUACCACCCCAAAAAACCGAAAAGAAUCAAAUAAAAAAGGAAUUUUUCGUGCUAUAAAUGAGCUAAAACAAUUGCAAGAAAAUAUAAAUAAACCAGAAGUACCUCAACCUGAAAACCAAUUCGAUAUUUUCGGAAAGAGUGUUGCAGCUCAGUUAAAAGCUUUAAAUUAUGAAAACGCUUUGAUUGCACUAUCAAGAAUUCAAAGCAUAUUAAGUGACAUGGCUGUACAAAAUUAUAGAUCAUGUUCUAUUACAACAGAUUCUAUUGAUAGGUUGUCAUAUGUGUCAUCAGAGGUGGAUUCAAGUGUAAAUUCACCCAUUGAUACAAAUGAUAAUAUUUUAUCUAAUGCAAUUUAUGCUACUUUUACUAAUGAAGACUUUAUAUAA